UGGUGUGCGCAUGCGCAGAGGCGGCUGCUCCGUGACGCUCGCGACACCGGCGCUGUGCUGGAGUUUGACGUGGCACUUUCGGCACGCGAUUCAACAUCAGCAGAGGAAAGGACGCAGUUCAUCAGUUUCCUUCAGUCUAGUGACAAAGUUCCUGAUCGCACAUGCUUAGGGUUGCGCUAAUCAUAUCAGGUCACCCUUUUUUAUCCCAGACUGGAAUGAAAGAGGUAUAACAGUAGGAUGAGUCAGCAAGGUUAUGUUGCCACCCCUCCAUACUCCCAGGCCCAGGCUGGAAUGGGGGGGUACUCUGCAGGUUUUGGGAACCCCCCACCUCAGUCGCAUUACGGCGUGUAUGGAUCUCCACCACAGGGUUACUCCGCCCCUCCGACAGGUGUGCUCAAGCCUCCUGCCUCCUCUUCUUCUGGGAUGCCUCCACCACCAGUAUCCAGCCAGUAUGGUGCUAACAUUCAGCAAAAUGGGGCCCAUCCCCACAGUUUCCCUCCUCCUGUUGCUUCAGCUCCUUCCAUGUCUCCUUAUGGACAGCCUCCUCAAAGUGCUUUUCAUAGUAUGGCACAAGCCCCGCCUCCAACUCAACAGCUGACCAAUCAAAUGAGUGCCAUGAACAUCGGAGGAUAUGGCCAAAGGCCCAUGCAGAUACCGCAGUCUUCUUCCAGCUCAGCAGCACCACAACAGUUUCAAACAUCACCACCAACAGCAAUGGGACAUCCGCCCCUUUCUCCACCGGGACAGCAGCUGCCCUCUCUUGGAUCUCCUCCACCAAUGGCUACGAUGGGUUCUGUGACAGCUCCGCCAAUGGGAAUGUCUGGCCCACCUGGACCAGGUGUCCACCAACCACCACUGGGACCCCAAGGCUAUCCACAGCAACCAGGGAGCCCGAUGUCAGGCCCGUAUGGUGCGCAAAUGGCAGGACCACAAAUGGCAGGACCACAGAUGGCAGGGCCACAAUCAGGCGCUUUCCCAGGAGGCUUUCCUGGAGGUCCAGCACAAAUGGCAGGCCCUCCUCAAAAGAAGCUGGACCCGGACUCCAUUCCAAGCACGACGCAAGUGAUUGAGGAUGACCAGGCUAAGAGAGGAGGCCAGGUGUAUGUCACAAACAUCAGAGGUCAGGUGCCUCCACUGGUCACCACAGAUUUCACAGUACAGGAUCAAGGGAAUGCAAGCCCAAGGUUCAUGCGGUGCACAACAUAUUCCUUCCCCUGCACUGCUGACCUUGCAAAGCAGUGCAAAGUGCCUCUGGCAGCCAUUAUCAAACCCUUCGCCACCGUGCCCAAAAAUGAGACUCCUCUGUACAUUGUAAAUCACGGUGAGACUGGACCAAUCCGCUGCAACCGCUGUAAGGCCUACAUGUGUCCUUACAUGCAGUUUAUUGAUGGAGGACGACGCUACCAGUGUGUUUUCUGCAGCUGCGUUAAUGAAGUUCCAGUGCAGUAUUUCCAGCAUUUGGACCAUAUGGGGAGAAGAAUGGAUCUGUAUGAGAGACCAGAACUGUCUUUGGGCUCGUACGAGUUCAUUGCCACACUGGAUUACUGCAAGAAUAAUAAGCCUCCUAAUCCUCCUGCCUACAUCUUCAUGAUCGAUGUCUCCUACAACAACAUAAAAAGUGGACUUGUCAAACUAAUAUGCGAGGAACUGAAGACAAUGCUUGACCGACUUCCGAAAGAGGAGGGAGCAGAGACUUCAGCUAUCAAAGUGGGUUUUGUCACCUAUAAUAAGAUCCUGCACUUCUAUAAUGUGAAGAGCGCUCUGGCCCAGCCGCAGAUGAUGGUGGUCUCUGAUGUGGCUGAGAUGUUUGUACCACUUCUUGACGGAUUCCUCGUCAACUUCCAGGAGUCUCAAGCUGUCAUCAACAACCUUUUAGAUCAGAUCCCUGACAUGUUUGCUGACACCAACGAGAGUGAGACUGUUUUCGCACCCGUCAUCCAAGCUGGUGUGGAGGCACUAAAGGCAGCUGAAUGCAGUGGCAAACUCUUCAUCUUUCAGUCCUCCAUCCCAACAGCAGAGGCUCCAGGAAAACUGAAAAACAGAGAUGACAGAAAACUAGUGGGUACAGAAAAGGAGAAGACUCUGUUCCAACCUCAGCGGGGUGUGUAUGAGCAGCUGACUAAAGACUGUGUGGCGCAGGGCUGUUGUGUCGACCUCUUCCUGUUUCCCAACCAGUUUGUGGAUAUAGCCACCAUGGGCGAUGUGCCGUCACAUACCGGUGGCUCCAUCUACAAGUACAGCAACUUCCAGGUGGAGGUGAAUGGUCAGCAGUUUCUCAGUGACCUCAGGAGAGAUGUGGAGAAGUCCAUCGGAUUCGACGCCAUCAUGCGCGUCCGUACUGGCACAGGCUUCAGGGCGACAGAUUUCUUUGGUGCCAUAUACAUGAACAACACUACAGAUGUGGAAAUGGCAGCAGUGGACUGUGACAAAGCCGUAACGGUCGAGUUUAAACAUGACGACACACUCAGCGAGGAGUCUGGAGCUGUGAUGCAGUGUGCUUUGCUCUACACCACCAUCGGUGGACAGAGGAGGCUGCGAAUUCACAACCUCAGUCUGAACUGCAGCUCUCAGCUGCCUGAACUCUACAAAAGCUGUGAGACAGACGCCCUCAUCAACUUUUUCGCCAAGUCAGCGUAUCGGGCCAUACUCAACCAGCCACUGAAGACGGUGCGGGAAAUCCUGGUUAACCAGACGGCUCACAUGCUGGCCUGCUACAGGAAGAGCUGCGCCAGUCCCUCAGCAGCCAGCCAACUAAUCCUUCCUGAUGCGAUGAAGGUGUUUCCCGUCUAUAUGAACAGUCUGUUGAAGACUCCGGCUCUAGUGGGCAGCACUGAGCUCUCCACAGAUGACCGGGCCUUCCACAGAUUCCUGGUCAAUGCGAUGGGAGUGGAGGAAACGCAGGUCCUGCUCUAUCCACGCCUCAUCCCGCUGCACACUAUGGAUGUGUCCAGCGAGGCGAUCCCGGCUCCAGUGCGCUGCUCCGAGGAGCGGCUCAGCGAGUCCGGCAUCUUCCUGCUGGAAAACGGGCUCUACAUGUUCCUCUGGCUGGGACAGGCCUGUCCGCCCGACCUCAUCCAGAACCUCUUCAAUGUGCCCUCUCUUGGCCACCUGUCCUCAGAAGGGCCGAUGUCAUUACCUGUGCUGGAUAAUGCUCAUUCCAGGAAGAUCCAUUCAAUCAUCUCCAGCAUUUCACAGCGGAGGGCCGCAUCCAUGAAGAUCAGCAGUGUGACUGAUGUGCGUCUCUCUGGGCAGCUGCUGAUAGUGAAGCAGAAGGACCGAUCGGAGAUGUUGUUCCGUCAGCACCUGGUGGAGGAUAAGGGUCUUCACGGAGGAGCGUCUUACAUGGACUUCCUGUGCUACGUCCACCGCGAGAUCAGGCAGCUACUUACUUAACUCACACUCACACACACAGUUAAGUGUGUUACAGCGCACAGCCCUCUUCUCAUAUAACCUCUACAGCUGCCUAUGAUAUACGACCAAACUCUCUUUCUGCAGUUGAGCGUGAACGUUCUGCUUUAUUCCUCAGUGUUUGACAGGAGGGAAAUGGGUGUUUAGACUGAACACUUUCAAAUGCGCCACUUCUCCCUGUUCUGAGGAGCCAUUAUAUUGAGAGAUCGUCUCAAUAAUUUCCUUAAGUCACUCCCCCUGAUUACAUUUACCAAAGGGAACAUUUCUUUGAAUCCUUAAUGCAGCAAAAUGAAUAAAAUGGGCUCGUAAUGUUUGGAUUUGAGUGGGAAAACAGUGUUUUCAGAUGAAAAAUCUGUGCAGUGUCUAUUAAAUUAAUAGACUGAUUUGUGACUGGAUAUAUACAGUACAAAACAUGCUCUUUUAUUUUCUUCAUUUUAUGACUUCAGGGAUGAAAACAUCACACAAAACUGAAUUGUAAUCAUGUGCAAAAAUUGUCUUGCAAUUGCAUCGCUGUGUCUGCUAUCCCACUUUUUUUUUUUUUGAAGUCUUAUUUUUUUUACUCAACAUUAUUUUGCGCAUCAGUACUUCAAAAUGUUUAGAGGGACACCACUGCUAUUUAACAUCAUGUCCAUAAUAUCCAGAAAAUUAACUAGACUUUCCUGUAGUUAAGAGUUUAACUUUUAGACAUUCAAAGAAAACAUAUCUUUUUUUUUUCUUUUUUUAAUAACUAAACGCUUAUUAAAGGUGGAACGUCCCUUUUAUUUUGUUGCAGUUAAUGCCAGUCAUUUUAUGUUAUUCUUAACUUCAUACACAGUUUUGCUCUUUGAAACAUUUCCAAUCUGAUAUGUUUUAUAACAUGAGCAAUUAUUAUAAUAAAUUUGCCUUAUAUUUUCUGACUUUUAAUGGUACAUCUCUGGACCAAUACUGUAUAUUUUCUUACAGUUUGAGAUGGAUUUUAAGGACUCGUAAGCAACUAUACCUCAGGUCACAUGCAUCUAGCCUUUGUACCUGUUCAUUAGUGCUUUGGAACCGACAUACGUGGUUCUUCAUAUUGAACACAAAAAGGAUUCAUGAAGGCAGCCUGUCAUGUACAUUUCAAUAUAAAACCUUUAUACAGCUGUUUUUGAAUAAAGGUGUAGUCCCUGUUCACCUUGUAAGUGUAAGUGUAUUUGUUUUGUGUGUAUUUUUCUGAACUCCAGUUAAUGGCUUUCAUAGGCCACAUACACACUGUAGCUAAACUCAGUUGUCAGUUCACCUUUUAGUGCUUAAUCCUGUUCUGUACCCACACAGGAGUGACAACUGCAUUCUACAACUGAAUUAACUACCGAAACAUUCAGGUAGUCAUACAAUUACAUUUCCAGAAAUUCUAUGCAUCAUGUACUGAACUGAACAACUAGUUUUAAUAAUGUAUUUAAACUCAUAUCGGUAUGGAAGGCCGAUGGGGCCAAAAGUCUUUAAGCGGACCAUGUGAAAUUUAACUGUCAACACGCAUUGAUCUUAUUUUGUAUGUGUAGACGAGCACACUCUGGCCUUGUUAAGGCAUGAGCUCUCGAUACGAUAUUGAUUCUCAUACCCAGCUAUACGAUAUUUGCCGAUACCUCAAAAA
Onychostoma macrolepis is the source of this 5014-nucleotide messenger RNA. RefSeq names its product SEC24 homolog D, COPII coat complex component (gene sec24d). The coding region runs from base 238 to 3393 and encodes 1051 amino acids. Gene Ontology annotation, molecular function: SNARE binding; zinc ion binding. The record is from RefSeq and is a predicted model, not a curated record. The transcript has 24 exons. Gene Ontology annotation, cellular component: COPII vesicle coat; endoplasmic reticulum exit site. Lineage: Eukaryota; Metazoa; Chordata; Actinopteri; Cypriniformes; Cyprinidae. Gene Ontology annotation, biological process: intracellular protein transport; COPII-coated vesicle cargo loading; endoplasmic reticulum to Golgi vesicle-mediated transport.